Sinocyclocheilus rhinocerous is the source of this 2311-nucleotide messenger RNA. Its product is annotated as tripartite motif-containing protein 16-like. The transcript has 7 exons. Gene Ontology annotation, molecular function: zinc ion binding; protein binding. The record is from RefSeq and is a predicted model, not a curated record. Lineage: Eukaryota; Metazoa; Chordata; Actinopteri; Cypriniformes; Cyprinidae. The coding region runs from base 182 to 1903 and encodes 573 amino acids.
UCUCUCUCGCCAACACACUCCCUCAGUACAAAGAGGAGGGCUUUGCUUCCUUUAAUUAAUAACCUGUGGAAUUCAGAAACCCAAGGCUGUCUGUAGUAAAACACCAGCCAGGCGGCGUUUGGCUCCUUUUUCUCUUUUGGAAACAUUUCAGACUCUUGGUUUUUGAAUAAGGUGAGAAAAUAUGACUGAGCAAAUGUCUCCAGACUACUUCAGCUGCCCUCUGUGUACGGAGUUCCUGAGGGACCCCGUGGCGAUCCCGUGCGGUCACAGCUUCUGCAUGGACUGUAUCAGUGGCUACUGGAACGAGGCUGAUUACACUGGCAUCUACAUCUGUCCCCAGUGUCGGAUCACGUUCACCCAGAGACCUGUGCUGAGGCCGAACGCCACUCUCACCAAAGUUGCAGAGAAGAUCAAGAAGACCGGCUUGAACUUAACACCUCCAAUGAAUGGAAGCUAUGCUGGCCCUAGCGAUGUUCCUUGUGACUUCUGCACUGGAAAAAAGCUCAAGGCUGUCAAGUCCUGCCUCAACUGCCUCGCCUCUUACUGCGAAAAGCACCUGAAGCCCCACUAUGAGUCUGCCACCUUCAAGAGGCACAAACUGGUGGAUGAGCUGGGGAACCUGGACCGUAAGAUCUGCCCUCAGCACCAGAAGAGCCUGGAGUUGUUCUGUCGUACCGACCAGAUGUGUAUUUGCGCCCUCUGUACUGUCAGCGAGCAUAAGGGACACGACAUAGUCUCAGCCGAAGCAGAAAGGGGUGAAAAACAGAAGCUUCUUGGAGUGUCCCAGGCAGAGAUCAAACAAAAAUGCCAGCAGAGGACCAAAGAACUGGAGGAACUGAAGACAGCGGUGGAUUCUCUCAAAAGCUCCGCACAAAGGGCAAUGACCGAAAGCAAGAAGAUGUUUGAUGAGAUGAUCACGUCCAUUGAGAGGAUGAGGUCAGAGGUCACCAAACUGAUCAACAUCAAUGAGAGGGCUGCAUUCAGUCAGGCGGAGGGGCUGAUGGAGCGACUGGAGCAGGAGAUAGAUGAACUGAAGAAGAAAGAGACUGGACUUAAACAGCUUUACAGCACUGAGGAUCACAUCCACUUCUUACAGAACUUCAAUUAUCUUUGCACUCCGACUGAUGACGGCUUCAUACCCAGAGUGUCUCUGAACCCAGACUUCUCCUUCAGUGCAGCCAGGAAAGCUGUGGCUGAGAUCAAAGAGAAGCUAGAGGAGCUGGGCAGAGACGAACUGAGAAAGAUCUCAAAAUCAGUGAAUGAAGUACCAGUGUACACUGUGGAGAAUCGCACCAAAGAGAAAACUACCAGAGUUAAAGAAGUUCAUACAGUGGACAGUGCACCUCCUGCAGAACCCAGGAGCAGAUCUGAAUUUCUGAAAUACUACUGUCAGCUGAGACUAGACCCACACACGGCGCAUAAGGAGCUGUACUUAUCUGAAGGAAACAGAAAGGUGAUUAGAACCAGAGACCCGCAGCCAUACUCAGACAACCAAGAUCGCUUUGAUAGCUUUGCCCAGGUGCUGUGUCGUGAAGCUCUGUCAGGUGGCCGCUUCUACUGGGAAAUUGAGUGGAGUGGGGAAUUCUCGAUCGGAGUGGCCUAUCGGGACAUUAGCCGUAAGGGUAAAGGCUCCCUGUGCUUGCUAGGCUACAACGAUAAGUCCUGGAGCCUCCUCUGCUCUGACACAGGGUACUCGGCCUGGCACAACAGGGUAGACAAGGCUGUUAGCGGCCCUCACUCUUCGAGAAUAGGGGUCUUUCUGGACCACUCUGCAGGGGUGUUGGCGUUCUAUAGUAUUAGUGAGACCAUGACACGUCUGUAUCGUUUCGAGACCACAUUUACUGAGCCCCUCUAUCCUGGGUUUGGGGUAGGAACAUCAGUCAAGAUCUGCCAAUUAAAAUGAACACUACAUGAAAUGUGUGCUUUUCAUGAAGAAUCUGAAGUGAAGGAGAUACAUUUUUGCUCUUUUUUUCUAUGAUUUUAUAUAUUUUUUAACUCUGUCUUUUAUGCUGAAUGCCAUUUGUCAGCUGUCGUCUCAAUUUUUGCAGGUUCUGGAAGAAUUAAAUAACUUUUUAGUAAUGAUUCUAUGUGCAAACAAUAUAAAUGUUCUCUUAAAUAAAGGCUAAAGAAAAAUGUUAAUAUUAUAUGGAAUUCUCAACAUGUGUGUAUCCAAAAGACAUUAUAAAGCAACAUUACUCAUCAAUUGCUUCUUCAUAUUUCAAUAAAGUUUUAAAGUUGUUAUACAUACUGGUCUCUCAUUAAAUAAAUGUGGUCAUAUCUUUUAGUGAAUAUAGUCUUGUGUUUUUGCUGC